AGUGCCAUCGAUCAGCCACCAGAGAGGUGACUUAACCACUUAACCCCGCACCGCCGACCCACGGAAGUAUACUUCAAUUCCGCUCUCCUCUUCCUCCUUAUUCCUCAUACCCUCACGCUACGAGCUUCGAUAAAUCUCCAAUCAUGGCUACCAUGACUACACUCUCAGCCAAAACCUCUGAAUCACAGCCCUUACAGUCCACGAGUCCGCUAUCCGAACAAUCUUUCUCUCCCGAUGACGCUGCAGCUUUAGACUACCGCUUCAAAGCGGACCAGCUCAACCGCGCCAUUCAAGAUAUCGGCAUGGGUCGGUAUCAAUGGCAGCUUUUCGGCGUGAUCGGCUUUGGUUGGGCCAGCGAUAACCUCUGGCCCAUCGUCACCUCCCUGAUUCUGGUUCCUGUAUCGUACGAAUUCCGUGUCUCGCAGCCGCCUUUAUUGUCUCUCGCCCAGAACAUCGGACUCCUGGUUGGCUCGCUCUUCUGGGGCUUCACCUGCGAUGUCUUCGGCCGACGAUGGGCCUUCAACAUGACUAUUGCUAUCACUGCCGUCUUUGGCCUGAUCGCUGCAGGGUCGCCCACCUUUGCCGCGGUGGGGGUGUUCACAGCCCUAUGGUCAUUUGGGGUCGGAGGCAAUUUGCCCGUCGAUUCAGCCAUCUUCCUGGAAUUCCUGCCCGGCUCGCAUCAGUAUCUACUGACAGUCCUCUCCAUCAACUGGGCGCUCGCCCAAGUACUGGCCAACCUCGUCGCCUGGCCAUUGAUCGGCAAUAUGACCUGCGCGUCGGCCACCAACUGCACCAAGUCUGCCAACAUGGGCUGGCGCUACUUCCUGAUCACCAUGGGCGGGAUCGCCCUCUUCAUGUGCAUUGCGCGCUGCGUCUUCUUCACCCUCUACGAAUCCCCUAAAUACCUGAUGGGCAAAGGUCUCUACGAGGAGUCCGUGACCGUCAUCCACGAAGUCGCCCGACGCAAUGGCAAAACCACCACUCUCUCCAUCGACGACCUCACCGACGAAGAUGGAGACCGCUUCGAGCCCGACCAACUCUCCUCCUUGCCUGAUAACGAAACCACCACCACUACCCCAACCCACCACCCUUCCGCACAAGCACCCGCGCGCCAAACGCUCCGCCCAAUCGACCAUCUCCGCAUGCGCCUCGCCGUCCUCAGCACCCCGGCGCUCAAAGCUCUCUUCGCCUCCCCACAACGCGCACGCACCACCACUCUCAUGAUCCUGAUCUGGGCCCUGAUCGGCCUUGGCUUCCCCCUCUACAACGCCUUCCUCCCUUACCUGCAACAGACCCGCGGCAUCCAAUUCGGCGACGGCUCCACCUACAUUACCUACCGCAACUCCCUGAUCAUCAGCGCCGUCGGCGUCCCCGGCAGCCUGGUCGGGGGCCUGAUGGUCGAGAUUCCGCGCUUCGGCCGCAAGGGCACCCUCGCCUUCGGUGCCAUCCUCACGGGCGCCUUCCUUCUGGCCUCCACCUCCGCCCACUCCUCGACAGCCCUGCUCGGCUGGAACUGCGCCUACAGCUUCACCAGCAGUCUCCUGUACGCCGUGCUCUACUCCUACACGCCGGAGAUCUUCGAAACGCAGUACCGCGGCACGGGGAACGCACUGGUCGGGGGUGCGAACCGCAUCGGCGGCAUUCUGGCGCCCAUCAUCGUCAUGUUCGCCAACAUCCAGACCAGUGUCCCCGUGUAUAUCAGCGGGGGCAUGUUCGUUCUAGCCGGCCUCCUGGCCCUCUGGGUUCCUGUCGAGACGCGGGGCAAGAUGAGUCUAUAAGCUUAUUGCUCACCAUAUCCAAGCCGAAAAUAAAAGUCACAGUUCGAGUUCACCGCACAUACACUGUUAUCCUUUGGUCGACCCCUCACUAAACCAUCUACAGCUUAAGUAUUAUUCACGACCCCGGAAGCAGACAAUGCAUUCCACAUACAUCUACUUCAUAUCUAGUGGAUAGAAAAUAGAAGAAAACAUGCAGACAAU
Molecule: messenger RNA, 1979 nt
Organism: Aspergillus homomorphus CBS 101889
Lineage: Eukaryota; Fungi; Ascomycota; Eurotiomycetes; Eurotiales; Aspergillaceae
Product: putative sugar transporter
Exons: 1
Coding region: 144-1778 (544 amino acids)
Biological process (GO): transmembrane transport
Molecular function (GO): transmembrane transporter activity
Source: RefSeq, a predicted model, not a curated record